AUGGCUCCUGCAUCUUCAGUCAUUUCCGAGCUGCGGCAGAAAACAGCCAGCGAGCAAGCAACCGUCCUUGUUGUAGCCGUUCUCUUUGCUCUGUUUGUACGCAUCAUAACAAUUCUUGCAUUUGGAGAUUUGCGACGUCUACCCGGACCGUUUUUCUCGCGGCUGACGGGGCUGCCACUCAGCAUUGCUGCUUUCAAGGGCCGACGAGCGCAAUGGCUGUAUGAGCUGCAUAAAAAGUACGGCCCUGUGGUGCGAGUCGCCCCCGGCGAGGUUUCCGUGGCAGAUUCGACACACUACCGAACCAUCUACUCGAACCCAAAGGCCAGUCACAAGGACCCUAGCUUCUACGGUGCUGCCUCCUUCACGGGCCUGGACAACAUCUUCCAGAUGGUCAACCGGGAACAACACGCAGCGCGCAGGAAGCUCGUGGCGACGCCGUACUCCCUGCAGUCGAUGCACAAGCUGGAACAUAUCAUACGGAGCAAGUCCCGGCUUCUAGCAGACCGCUUUCUCUCGGACGCGGCUGCCUCGCGGCGCGGGACCGUGGAUGCGUACGAACUUUGUGCUCUGUUCAGCUUCGAGCUCGUCUGCGCAGCUGGAUUUGCCAAGGACUUUGCCAGCCGCAGCAGUGCGCUGUCCGUCCUCAGGGCCAUGGAAACAAGUGGUCCUAGAUUCAUUUUCAAUUCCAUCUUCCCGCCCCUGAAAGACGCCAGCUGGAGCACCAAGAUGCCAGGACGUAUAGGGGCGGCUUACAGGGCGCAUAACUACUGGCACGAGUGCAGCCGUCAGAUGGUGCGGGAAUAUCUGGACCGGAAGGACUCGGAGGAUAUUCAGGACUACCUUUUGGCCCCCUUCAGGGAUGGAGUCGAUGGCUGGCUGGGACGUCAACUCGGCGAGGCAGAGUUUGUCGAGGAGGCAAUGGGCAUCAUGCUGGCUGGAAGCGGUACCACGUCCUCAACCCUGACCUAUCUCCUCUAUGCCAUCUCCCAGCCUCAGAAUCAACACGUGCAGGACCGCCUCCGGGAAGAAGUGAUGACAUUAUCUGGUACAGAUCACCUGACUGAACUGCGCGGGGCAUCGUAUCUGAACGCCGUCAUCAAAGAGACCCUGCGACUCUAUCCGACCAUCAUCUCGACGCUGCCACGAGUACUCGACCAGCCCAUCUACAUCAAUGGCAUGGAGCUUCCCCCUGGAGUUGUUGUGGGAAUGCAGAACUACGUCCACCACAGGGACCCCGUCAUCUUCCCAGACCCGGAGGCCUUUAGGCCGGAAAGGUGGUUAGAGUCGUCAGAUCUCGAGGACAUGGAGGCCGCCUUGACCCCCUUCAGUCUAGGACGCCGAAAUUGCAUUGGGCAGAACCUGGCAUGGUGUGAGCUCUAUAUCGGGGUCAGCGAGAUUCUCCGGGUGGCUCGAUUGUCUUUGUCGAGCGAGAUGGGCGAGGGCGACAUGGAGAUGGACGACCGAUUUAACAUUGCACCAAGAGGGGUCGGUGUCCUCCUCGGGGUCUUCAUCAUCGCAAGCAUCGUGUUCCUGUACCGCUACCGCUACACGGUGCGCUUCCACAGCAAACGGCGGCGGCACCACCGGCAUCAUAGCUCAAAGGGCUCCAAGACUUCUUCCGAGGGCGCAGGUGCUCCUCCGCCGCCUCCGCCGCCUCCGGCUGCUGGUCCGCCGGCCUAG
This is a messenger RNA of Diaporthe citri, 1680 nucleotides long. RefSeq lists its product as uncharacterized. Gene Ontology annotation, molecular function: iron ion binding; monooxygenase activity; oxidoreductase activity, acting on paired donors, with incorporation or reduction of molecular oxygen. The coding region runs from base 1 to 1680 and encodes 559 amino acids. The transcript has 3 exons. NCBI's taxonomy places the organism in Eukaryota, Fungi, Ascomycota, Sordariomycetes, Diaporthales, Diaporthaceae. The record is from RefSeq and is a predicted model, not a curated record.